Molecule: messenger RNA, 813 nt
Organism: Rotaria sp. Silwood2
Lineage: Eukaryota; Metazoa; Rotifera; Eurotatoria; Philodinida; Philodinidae
Source: the annotation of a GenBank genome assembly
AUGGCAAAACGUUCAAUUAAAGCUGUACAAGAUAAAGAAUUAAAAAUUUUAUCAAGUAUUUUUGAACCUGUUUGUCAUCGUAUACCAUCCUAUUUUGUUAGUUCCGAUGAUGUUCCCGUUGGAAAUGAAACUGAUGAUCAUUAUUGGAUUAGUGCUCAUACAUAUGAAGAGGCAUUUGAUAAAGUUGCACAAAGAUUUAAUAUUGCAAAAGAUAAAAUCCGAUUAACACAAGAUGAAGAUGUACUUGAUACAUGGUUUUCAUCAAGUCUUUUACUAUUUUCACCAUUUGGUUGGCCAAUGGAAACAGAUGAUUUUAAAAAAAAAUUUCUAACAACAUUACUCGGAAUAGAUCAUAAUAUACUUUUUUCUUGGGUUGCACGGAUGGUAAUGAUGUCAUUAGAAUUAACUGAUCGUUUACCAUUUACAGAAGUUUAUCUACAUGCAAUUAUUCGUGAUGCAGAUGAAUGUAAAAUGUCACAAACUUUAGGAAACGCUAUUAAUCCACUUGAUUUCAUCCAUGAUAUAUCAUUAGAAAAACUUCAAGAAGAAUUCAAAAGUUCAAAAGAAGAUUAUCCAGAUGGUAUUCCUGAAUGUGGAACUGAUGCAUUACGUUUUGCUGUUUGUGAUUAUGCUGCUCAAGGUCAAUAUAUUAAUUCGAAUAAAUUUCGUGUUGAACGUUCUCGAGAUUUUUGUAAUGAUCUUUGGAAUGCUAUUCGAUUUGCAAUGUCAAAAAAUUUAGAUAUUAAUGAUUCAAAUUGUUUUCAACCAUCAACAGAAUUUAAAGUAAUAAAGAUAUUUCAAAUUAAAAAAUAA